This is a messenger RNA of Brassica rapa (field mustard), 3182 nucleotides long. RefSeq lists its product as uncharacterized. NCBI's taxonomy places the organism in Eukaryota, Viridiplantae, Streptophyta, Magnoliopsida, Brassicales, Brassicaceae. The record is from RefSeq and is a predicted model, not a curated record.
AAAAAAUGUUGUAUUCAGUUAUAUUAUCUAUAUUGUAUUUUACCUUGAUCAACAUUCAUAAAAAGAACAUUGCACUUGAUCAAAGUAUUUCUUUCCUCUCUCUCCUCACCUAACUCUAUCUCUACUUCAAUUUUUCAGAUCUGGUGUGCUCUGGCAUUCGGAUGGCGCGUGCGAGCAGCACCGGAGGCGGCUUUCUCUUCCUCCCUAGCUCGUUUUUUCUUUGGCUUCUUUAUAGCCUCUGUUUCUCUUCACUUUGUUCGAUUUUGUCUCUGAAAGUUUUCACGGCUAGUCCUCUGCUCACGAAGAGGCUCGACACCGGGUUGAACUUUGUACGCUCUGGAGUCGUAGUGCGGAGUCAAAUCAGUUUCUGUCAGAGGGGCUCGGUUUUUAGGGUUCAUGAGGGCUUUUUCAUCUUUUCUCUCUAGCAUUUCAGCGGCGUAUGGAGGAAGUUUCAAGCUUUCAGAAUUAUUGCUCGUGGAUUCCGGAUCUGCUUCCUAGCUUUGCCAAAGCGGUGGCGUUGUCUGGCACAGUGACUCAGCCUUGGUGUCUCGGUGAGUUUUGCCCUGUCUCUUUCGUAACAUGACAGCCUCGGAGGUUCUGUUACUUGAGGGAACAGUUAUAGCCAACAGGUUUGGUGUGUAUGGAUCUUGCGGUGUUCCCGGGUGGAGGUUCUUGGCGUUCGGUUUGUUUGGGUCGCCUAUGACUCCACCAUUGUAUCGCUGGUGGUCUCUCUUUCUUUUGUUUACCUCUUCUAGAUUCUAGUAUCAGGUCAACACUUGAAGCUUGUCGAUAGCUUCCUAGUUGCUUUGUUCGUGUAUAGUUUGGCUAGUUGGCCAUAGUCACUGGUUUUCAACAAUUUGACGGUUAAGGUUACUUCUGCUCGGUUCUCGACAGUGGCGUGUUAUGAGGAGAGUAGGGGUUUGUGUGGUCUAUGAACCUCUGGCUCCUUUCUGUGACUCAAUGCGGAGCUUCGGUAUCCUAGUGCCUUCUGCUGUUAUCAAGCAGUCUUGACAAUGUUGUUUCUAUUACUUUUGCAUGUCGUUGAUUUUUAUCUGGUGCUAGAAUAGUUGCUGUUUUGUGCCCGUCUUCUGCAGGUUUGUUUUAGCAGAGGCAUUUUGGCUAAUCGGUCUUUGCGGCUUGUUUUUUUUUCGGAGCCGGUGAGGAGUCCAUCUUGGGUUCAUUAUCUGCUCCGAUAUUUGGCGUUUGAGAAAAGUGUGUACAGCCGGUCUAAGAUUGCUACUUGCUACUCCGAGGCAACAAGGUGAAUCUCUCCUUCCCGUGGCCAUCGUCAAAGGCAGAGAACAGUAAUUGAUGCAUGAGGAUACUUGAUUCGAUUUACCGGAACGCGCCGGAAUAUAGGUUGAGCAAAGGUAGAUACAAUAUGGUUGAAUUGUGUAAUUUUGUGUGAGUUGUACUUAUUUCUGUUUACGGAUCGAUUAUUAAUAAUAAUAUAUUGUUAAAAAAAUAAUUCGUACAUGAUGUUUUUAUUUGAGGUUAUCAUUUUGAGUUUUAUAAUACUAAUAUUAUUUCUCAAAACUCAUACUAUUUAAUUUGGACUACCGCCAAUUUUUGUUUUUAGUCUUAGUAUGUGUCUUCUCCUAGACCUCGUAUGUUAUUACGUAAGAUUUAAUUUAUUUAAAUUUGAGAAAGCAGAUGCCUAGUAAGAGUGUAAGACACAAGUACUUGUUGUCAAAAAAAACAUGUUACCAAUUUCUCUUGAUGUUUUUUUAAUAGGUCUUUUUAACUCGCAGUUCAGUUUACAAAGGACGAUAAUAUUAUAUAAGCACAGUUUUAUCAAAUACGUACUGUCAAGAAAACAAAAUUGUUAAUUUUCGUAAACUCAUAUCACCCAGUUUGGUCAACCAAAUCUAUUACUGAAUUUAGUAAUGAUGCUGACGUAAAACAUAAUAUUCAUAGACUAAUCAAUUUACAGGAUUAAAAAUGAAAUAGUCCUGCAAUCCUCCACAAAGUUGUCCACUGUAACCAUCAUACAUUAAUUAUAGAUAGUACCGACCACCGCAAUUAAGUUGAUACCUCACCUCAUUUACUCAUUUUCCCAAUUUCCACCCCAUUAUUUGUCUUAUGUAUGACUUUGUCAACCGGUCAACUAUUUUCUCUACACCUUUUCGACUUGAAAAGGAGAAUAAAUAGUACAUCCAUUCUUUCACUAAGUUCUCUGUCACAUUAGUUGUCUAAACCAUAUAUAUCAAAAAUGUUCUCGUGGUCGAAUAGUUUCACAAGAGAUUCCACUACUCUCUGCAUCAGCACCAUAGGUUAAUGCAUCCACAUUUGAGCCAACAAGCCAAUGGCAUUAGAUUCUUCAAAGAUUCUAUAUGUACAUAUACAAUAAACUACCAAUAACCAUCAAUCGCUUAACAAAUUUAGACUCACUGUGGUGGUUCUACAUGUAUGGUGAUUAACCUCAUAAAAAGAAAUUUCUUGGCCUUGAUAGAAAAUCCAUCUAACUUGUUUUGUCGGGACUUAUAAAUGAAAGAAGCAUAUUAUAGGUUCUUCUAAAUAGUCUCUCAAUGGACGAAAAACUCCAAACAUGUAUCUUUCAUGUCCGUCUUUUUUGCCUCUAUAAAAUGCAACCAUUGAGGAUGUGAGCUUCAUGCAAAGACGAAGGGGGAAAAUAAUCUUUCAGUGAAAAAGAGUGAUGAAAGAGCCGAAGAAAAAGAUUUUGGUGAGUGUGAAUGUUCUUGGAAGCGUUGGUCCUAUAAGGUUUUUGGUCAAUGAAGACGAUAAAGUUUCAAGUGUUAUUAACACAGCUUUGAAAACCUAUGCUCGUCAAGGCAGGAUCCCGGUUCUAGGGUUCGAUGUCAACAACUUCAUUUUCUACUCCAAUAGUGCAGGAUUCAAAACUUUGAAUCCACAAGAGAAGAUAGGCUCAAUGGGUGAAACGAACUUCUUGCUCUGCAAGAGAGAGCGAGAACCACUGGAAAAGGUCGAAGGAAGAGAAGAGAGUAAAGCUCGUGAAGGCAAGGGUUGGAAAAAUCGUCUUCGUCGGUCCUUAUUAGGAGAAUUUCUAUACAAAAACAAGUCUAACUCUACAAAAGUUGCAAGAACUAGAUCAUUAUAUCAGUGAUCCUUUUUCUUGCAAAUAUAGAUUUCAUUAAACUUAACGGGGGUUUUAAUACAAAUGUUGUUACUUACACUAAUAUGGUAGAUACAAUUUACAGCUC